CAGUCUCACUCACGGCUGAAACAAGUCCACUCACGGUAACCUCCGGCAUGUGAGGCAUUACUCAACAUUCUCGCUUCCCGUUUGUUUGAACUUGCGAACAAGAAGGGAAAGGGAGUGCAUAUAAAAGAGGCAGAGAGGACCAUGAGAAAUCAGAGCGGCGGUCAGCUCAGAGCAGAAACAGCAGCGGCUGGACUUCACACAGCAAUCAUUUGGGUACAGUUCAUUAUCCUUCUGAGGAGCACAAAUCACCAGUUCGUCAAAGACCUACAGUUUCCGAGAUGGACAGCACCAAGAGCAACGCAACAAACAGUGGACGAAGAGAUCUGUCGGAGCAGAUAAAAGAGGUGACCAAAGACACCCAUGUGCGCGCUGAAAACACCCAGCUAAUGCUGAACUACCAGAAAGGGCAGAUCACUCUGCCGCAGUACAAGCUUCUCCUGUGUUCUCUGUACGAGAUUUACCGAGCUCUGGAAGAUGAGCUGGACAAAAACUCGGGUCACCCAGGCGUGGAGCCCAUCUAUUUCCCCCAGGAGCUGGCCAGACUGGAGCCACUCGAGAGAGACCUGGAGUAUUUCUUUGGCCCACAGUGGAGAAAAAGAGUCACAGUACCUGCAGCAACACUCAGAUACACAGAGAGACUUAGAGAGAUUGGCAGAAGCAAUCCCAACCUCCUGGUGGCUCACGCCUAUACCCGCUAUCUUGGUGACCUGUCAGGAGGUCAGGUUCUAGGAAAAAUUACCCAGAAAACCAUGGGGCUCAGCAACACCGAGGGUGUGGCCUUCUUCUCAUUCCCUGCAGUGACAAGUCCCCAUCGCUUUAAGCAGCUGUACAGGAGCAGGAUGAACAGCAUUGAGCUGACUGAAGAGGAGCGCAGGAGGGUUCUGGAUGAAGCAGUCAGGGCUUUCGAACUCAACAUUGAAGUGUUUGAUGACCUUCAGAAAAUGCUGAGCAUCACAGAAGGGGCAUCUGGUGACGGUGGAAAAGGAAAGGCACCCACAACACCAUUAACCAUAACUAGAUCUGCAGUGGCCCAGUUCACAUUAGGAGUGUGUGCCGCAUUGGUGACGGUUGGCAUGGGAGUGUAUGCUCAUUAAAAAAACUGAACACAGAUCUGAAACCGUUUAGGACAAACUGAUUUUACACUGAGAAAACAUGAUUCUAGUAAGAUACAACUGAAGUACUGUGAUCAUGAAAAUGCAAGACAAGUUUCUUUACGCAAGUGAUGCCAUUCUUUCUAAGCUGUGAACCAUCCUCAAUUAUCUACUGACUUACCCUAAGAUUGUGGCAACUCUGAUCAUUUAAAUCAUUACUAAUAUACCUCUACUACACUAUACGCUGCAGUUCAUGUUUGUGAAGCUCAAUAAAUUAUGUACAUAAAUAUU
Messenger RNA from Pygocentrus nattereri (red-bellied piranha), 1382 nucleotides. RefSeq names its product heme oxygenase 1a (gene hmox1a). Gene Ontology annotation, biological process: heme catabolic process; response to oxidative stress; heme oxidation. Lineage: Eukaryota; Metazoa; Chordata; Actinopteri; Characiformes; Serrasalmidae. The record is from RefSeq and is a predicted model, not a curated record. The transcript has 6 exons. Bases 279 to 1094 code for a protein of 271 amino acids. Gene Ontology annotation, molecular function: heme oxygenase (decyclizing) activity; heme binding.